Iphiclides podalirius (scarce swallowtail) is the source of this 1560-nucleotide messenger RNA. NCBI's taxonomy places the organism in Eukaryota, Metazoa, Arthropoda, Insecta, Lepidoptera, Papilionidae. The record is from the annotation of a GenBank genome assembly.
AUGUCGCCCAUAUCAACGGAGGAAACUAGACAUAAGAGAACAAGGUAUAGAAAUGAGAACUCUGACAAGAAUUCUUGGAAAAAAGAGUAUGAAGAUGAAUUGAAUCAAGCGAUGUUGUCAACGAGGAAACGCGAAAAUUACACCAGAGUACCACAGUCCGCAGGAAUCUCUGAUAAUGAGGCGGUGGUGGAGAAAAUAAUGGAAUCAAUUAUGACAAGCGAGAAAUAUCUCAAAAAAAUAGACAGCAUAGACUUCAGGCUGAAUAGGUUGGAUAUAGAAGUGCACGAAAAAACCAACAACAUAUUGAAAUAUUUAGGGGCACUAUCCAAAUCUAUUCAAAGUCAAUUGUUUUCGGAGAAGUUGGACACAUCACUGGACAUUUUGAAGACCGAUAUAAGUUAUGUGAGGUCAAAGCUGGAAAGAGUAACCCAAGACAGGGCCAAUAAUUUAGUUCAGAUUGAUGGUGGAGAACUAAGACUCGAAUCUAGUGUAGAUACCAGACUUAAGUUCGUAGAAGAUCACGUUAAGUCGAUUAUGGCGAGCGUGGAUUCGAUCUCAAACAUAAUUUCAGAAGUCAAACAUCGUCAAAACAGUAAAAUUUAUCACAGGCCGGAGAUCAGCGGAUCGCUGGACGCUUUAUCGUUGAUAAGCGAAUUCCGAAAAGCUCUGCAAGAGCAGAAACCGAAGAAAUGUGAAUGCAAAAUCGGACGUAUGGAUCGUAAUGAGCGUUACCCCACUGAUUGCCACGAGAUACAAAUGCAGGGCUUCAACAUAUCGGGUAUAUAUAAAAUCAAACCAGACGACAUGGAGUCAUUCUACGUAUUAUGUGAUCUCAACACGGCAGGAGGAGGUUGGACGGUAUUUCAAAACCGUUUCGACGGAUCGCAAGACUUCUAUAAAACGUGGUCCGAGUAUAAAUACGGUUUCGGUAACCUGGCGGGCGAGUUCUGGUUAGGGCUGGAACAGCUACACCACCUCACCAGCCAGAAGUUGUACGAGCUGCGAGUGGAACUUGAAACGCAGCAUGGCCGCGACGGGUUCGCCAGUUACUCUGUAUUUACAGUCGGCCCUGAACACGAAGGCUACAGGAUCAGCACUCUUGGCUCUUUCCACGGGUCUGCAGGCGAUUCGUUGUCUUACCACGCUGGGCAAAAGUUCUCAACCCGUGACGUUGACAAUGAUGAAUGGAAAGAUGGCUCCUGCGCCACGGAGCACGGUGGUGCGUGGUGGUACAAGGAAUGCGAUAAAAGCAACCUCAAUGCCAGAUACUCACUCUCAGCCGAGGAGCCACAGGGCCAGAACAUGUACUGGAUAUCGUUCAAGGCGCCAGCUGUACCACUUAUCAAGUCGCGUAUGAUGAUCCGGCCGCUUCCAGCCAGCCGACCCAUUGACUACAAUCAACACCCCAGGAAAAUUUUAGAAGGUUCUAAACUAAGAAUUGGGGACGAGCAUGCAAAGGUGUUUCGAGUAAAGCCAGGAGCCAUCGAGACGGGACCUCCUCGCAAGCCCUACCGGUACGAGGGGCACUCGCGCGACGAUGUCUUCUUCCCUAAUUAUACG